This is a messenger RNA of Lathyrus oleraceus (garden pea), 672 nucleotides long. RefSeq lists its product as uncharacterized. Lineage: Eukaryota; Viridiplantae; Streptophyta; Magnoliopsida; Fabales; Fabaceae. The record is from RefSeq and is a predicted model, not a curated record. The transcript has a single exon. Bases 89 to 481 code for a protein of 130 amino acids.
CCUCUUCACUGUUUCAUUCCAAAACCAAAACCUUAUACAACAACAUUUUCUAACAAGUUUGUCUAACUACAACAACAACUGAACCGAAAUGGCUGAGGAGCUUUUUGAAUCGGAUGUUGUUUUUUCCGACCAGGUUGAAUCUGAAGAAGAGAAUGAGACACUGAAGAAGCAGCAGCCGGAGGAGGAGGAGGAGGAGGAGGAGAAUUCUGGUGAUGAGAUUGAUCAGGCUGAGAAGAAGAAGACUGUGGUGAGCUCAAAGCCGAUGAGAAUUCCGGAAGAGACGUUUCGUCGAUGGGGAAAUGAUGACUAUGAGUUUGGCGACGAGGAAGAGAUGGUGCCACCGCACGUGAUUAUGGCGCGGAGGCUGGCCGGAAAGAUGAAAUUCUCGAUGUGUUUUGGGAAUGGAAGGACUUUGAAGGGAAGGGAUUUGAGCAGGGUGAGGAAUUCGAUUCUUAGGAUGACUGGUUUUAUUGAAGUCUAACAUUGUUUGUGUUUGGAUGGUGGGAAAUGGGAGGGAAAGAAUAUGAUUAGUUUUCUUUGUUUUCCUUUUCUGCUUAUCUUUUUAGUUCUGAGAUUGAACUUUUUGGGAGUCUCAUUGAAUGUAAGAGGGAAGAAAAAAUAUAGAAGAAUAUUCGGAGAUAAAUAUUAAUGAAAGUGAAUUUAGUUGUUAAA